Oncorhynchus gorbuscha (pink salmon) is the source of this 1797-nucleotide messenger RNA. It is a transcript of the gene eral1, whose product is annotated as Era-like 12S mitochondrial rRNA chaperone 1. Lineage: Eukaryota; Metazoa; Chordata; Actinopteri; Salmoniformes; Salmonidae. Gene Ontology annotation, cellular component: mitochondrial matrix. The coding region runs from base 165 to 1541 and encodes 458 amino acids. Gene Ontology annotation, biological process: ribosomal small subunit assembly. The transcript has 11 exons. The record is from RefSeq and is a predicted model, not a curated record. Gene Ontology annotation, molecular function: rRNA binding; GTP binding; ribosomal small subunit binding.
UCCAAGACAAAACCACUCUUUGGUUUGUCCAUCAUGGCUGCGCCCCUAGUUCAAUGUGAAAGUAAGCGAUCAUGCUGCCAUGAAGUAACCUUGCGCUACAUAUAGAGUCACCGAAGUAUGUUUGAAUUUCAGCGAUAACUCGGCCAGAUAAGUUUAUAUCAUAAAUGGCUUUCCGUGUGAGCAUCUCGAUUUUCGGGAAAUCUUUACGUGUUCCGAGAAUUGCUAACGUGUCUGCGCCACUGGAAAAUGCGUCACCGUUUCUCAGAACGGGAAGGGCUGCCCGUCGUCCAGGGACCAAUAAUGGACACGGUUUUCGCUUCACUCCUGCCUGUUUUAUUACAUCGGAUGCGUUUUUGAGCAGACUGGAGAAAGGCAAAGCGGCGGAGACAGAUGACACUCUUUAUCACUAUCCAACCUCAGUUCUGCCCGACAGCGCUGAACAAUUAUCAUUGCUGGUGAAGGAUCCAGAUCAACCAGAGAACUCAAAGGUUUUAAGAGUGGCCAUCAUUGGUGCCCCAAAUGCUGGGAAGUCCACACUGUCCAACCAACUGCUUGGCAGAAAGGUGUUUGCCGUUUCCAAGAAAGUGCACACCACACGGUCCCGUGCCCUUGGCGUUCUCACAGAAGACGACACACAAAUUAUUUUACUGGACACUCCUGGACUCACUACACCUACAAAAGUCAAGAGGCACCAGCUGGAGAAGUCUCUCCUCGAGGAUCCUUGGAAUACAGUCAAGGAAGCUAGUCUUGUGGUGGUAAUGGUAGAUGUGUCAGACAAGUGGGCCUGCAACAAGCUAGACUUUGAGGUCCUGAAAUGCCUGACCCAAUACCCAGAUGUCCCAGCAGUCCUAGUUCUCAAUAAGGUUGACAUGCUGAAGAGCAAGAGCAGGUUGUUGGAGAUCACAGCAGAUCUGACAUGUGGAGUGGUGAACGGCCGGAAGCUGCAGGUCCGCAGGAUGAUCAAGCCACCCUGGGCUGAGAGGAGGACAGACAGGGAGGCUAGGACAUCAGGGUCUGGAGAUGAGGACAUGCCGGGUGGUGAUGUGGCUCAUGGUGAGGGCAGUGAGGCCCAGUCAGGGCUGAGUAAGGAGCAGCUUAGGGUUCUGAAGACCCAACAGGGCUGGGCUCACUUCAAGGACGUCUUCAUGCUCUCUGCUGUGGAUGGAGAGGAUGUGGAGACACUGAAGAGAUACCUAUUAGUGGGGGCAAAGCCUGGGUCUUGGCAAUACCACAGUGAUGUCCUGACAGAUCAGACUCCUGAGGAGAUCUGCACCAACACUGUCAGAGAGAAGCUUCUGGAAUAUCUGCCCAAAGAAGUCCCUUACACAAUGACGCAGGCCAUUGACUUGUGGCACGACAGGGAGAAUGGAGAGCUGGAUAUAGCAGUAAAACUGUAUGUGAAGAAAGAAAGUCACAUGAAAAUGGUGAUUGGCCAGGCUGGUCAGAUGGUUGCCAGGAUAGCCAGAGAGGCUGGAGACGACCUAAGCACAGUGUUCCUCAGGGAGGUCAAGCUGAGGCUCUCUGUGAAGGUGAAGAACUGACGAGGAUUAUGAUGAACUGAGUGUUAUGAUCAUCUGGGGGACAGUUUUAUGGUGGCCUUGUGAAUAGGAAAUGAACACUGUUGGACUCACUAUUUUCAAGGAAAGAUCUGACUGGUUUCUACUUCUUAACUAUCAAAUCAAAGUUUAUUUGUCACAUGCACCGAGUACAACCGGUGUAGACCUUACAGUGAAAUGCUUACUUACAGGCUCCAACCAAUAGUGCAAAAAAGGUAUUAGGGGAACAAUGGGUAAGUAA